UCCGUUUCUCUCCUCAAGAGUCUUUUGGUCGCACCUUUUGCUCCGUACAAAAAUGGUGCUGCGGGCAUCAACCGUCAAUGCUUUGUUGCAUCUUUCAAGCUGUCCAAAUGGCGGUUGCAGCAUGCCGGAGACUAGAGCUUUUUUUCAUGUAGGAAGCUAUAAUCCUGAAUCACCGAUUAGAUUGAAUUUAUCAGGAUCGGCACCGUUACAUUGUCCGGCGAUUAAACUCCAUUGCUUUAAACCGGAUUCCGAAGAAAAUGCUGUCGCUGGUUCAACUGAGGGGGGAAAAGGUGAUUUAGGAUCAAAGGAACCGAGCGGUGGCAAUAAUGGAGGCGGGGAUGAUGGUAGUAGUACUGGUGGUGGUGGAGGCGGCGAAGGCGGCGGUGAUGAAGACGAGCACGAGGAGACAGAAUUCGGGCCGCUAUUGAAGUUUGAAGACGUGAUGAAAGAGGCGGAAGCAAAAGGUGUAUCGCUGCCUUCCGAUAUGAUGGAGGCCGCAAAAAGCACGGGAAUCCGGGAAUUGUUUCUCAGCCGUUACUUGGAAUUGCAGGGAUCAGUUUGGCCACUAGGCUUUCUAAUGAGAUACUGUUCUAUGCUCCGAAAUCGAAUGCUGGCAGAUCCAUCAUUUCUUUUUAAAGUUGGAAUAGAGAUAGUAAUUGACUCCUGUUGCGCAACAUUUGCGGAAGUACAGAAAAGGGGAAAGGAUUUCUGGUCAGAGUUUGAGCUGUUCCUUGCUGAUCUUUUGGUUGGUGUAGUGGUUGACGUUGCUUUGGUUGGUAUGUUAGCACCUUAUGCUCGUUUUGGGCAGCCAUCUGUAUCCAGAGGUUUAUUUGGGCGCAUACAACAUGCUUGUGCCACUCUUCCUAGCAGUGUUUUUGAAGCUGAAAGGCCAGGAUGCAAAUUCUCUGUCAAACAGCGAAUUGGAACAUACUUUUACAAGGGUGUAUUAUAUGGUUCAGUAGGGUUCACUUGUGGUCUUAUUGGCCAGGGCAUUGCAAAUAUGAUAAUGACCGCCAAAAGGAGCAUAAAGAAAUCUGAGGAUGACAUUCCUGUGCCACCCCUUGUGCAGAGUGCUGCUCUUUGGGGUGUUUUCCUUGCGGCAUCUUCCAACACUCGUUAUCAAAUCAUUAAUGGCUUGGAACGCCUGGUGGAAACAUCCCCUUUAGCAAAGAACAUCCCACCUGUUGCAAUGGCCUUCACAGUAGGUGUGCGGUUUGCCAACAACAUUUAUGGUGGUAUGCAAUUCGUAGAUUGGGCAAAAUGGAGUGGAGUGCAGUAGCACCAAUGUAAUCUCUCCUGACUGUUGUGUCUGCUUGGCUGCUCCUGGAAUUGGUUGAUAUACAAUAGUGCCCUAGUGCCCUAUUUGUCUUGGUAACAAAGGUUGAAUUAGUCCUUGGUUUUGAACUGCUGAUUCCACAGGAAAACAGUGUUAAAACCAGAUUUUUAUUUUGUUCUCAAAGCUAAAUUCUUCUUAGAUUAAUCUGAUCGUAGCGAAACAGAUCUUUUAAACUAACAUGUUGAAAUAUUGAGCAUAAUUUUUAAUUUAUAAAUUGCGGUAUGAAUU
Rubroshorea leprosula is the source of this 1564-nucleotide messenger RNA. NCBI's taxonomy places the organism in Eukaryota, Viridiplantae, Streptophyta, Magnoliopsida, Malvales, Dipterocarpaceae. The record is from the annotation of a GenBank genome assembly.